Arachis ipaensis is the source of this 1673-nucleotide messenger RNA. RefSeq lists its product as uncharacterized. NCBI's taxonomy places the organism in Eukaryota, Viridiplantae, Streptophyta, Magnoliopsida, Fabales, Fabaceae. The record is from RefSeq and is a predicted model, not a curated record.
AACAAAAACUAACACGCCAUCACAAGUCACAACCCUCUCCACUCACACAUUUUGACACACAAACACUCUCAAACUUCACUCUCACAACACAUACCCAAUUCCUCUCUUCUCUUUCAGUUUCCCCCUUUAUAUAACUCUUUCAACUACAUACACCACCCACAUUGCUAUAAUCCCAUAUCCUCUCAAAUCACAACCAAAGUUUGGAUCUUUUUUACUUCAAGAGAUAAAUUAGGCCAAAAUAUACAAAAGGGUGUGCUCAAAAUCCAUCAAAAUGAUCAAAACUCUGAACCCUAAUUACCCAAAUAAUACAGCAAAAACGGCUGAGAUCAUGUCAAGGUAUAGGCCAAUAGCUCCAAAGCCAGAUACCAAUAAUUCCUCAUCAAGCUCCCUCACUGAUAACAAUGGCUCCAACAGCAGCAACAGCAACAAUUCACUCUCUCAAAAGAUCAAGAAUUCUCCUUAUCUUAGGAGUCUUUGGCCACAGCUUCAAGCAAGACCAACAAGGACUAGAAAGAGAGGUAGAGCCCCAAUUUUAACACUUCCACCUUCUUCACUCUUUAAAAGGCAAAAACUCAACAACACAAAUAAUCUUCUACUAGGAUUUUAUCCCUCUACAACAAAGAACCUACUUUCAUUACAAAGUUUGAAUUUUGUUCCUCCUCAUCAACAACUCGGUAAUCCUCUCUCUAAUCAUGCAAUUGGGGUUCUUAAUUGUCAAUUAGAAAACACUAAUGAUGUUAGCACUAUCAGUAAUUCCACUACAAGCCCAAGUUUGGUUACACUUCCACUUCUUCCAUGUUCACCUUCUUCUUCUUCUACUUCUUCCAUCCAUCAACCACCAAAGUUUGACUUAACCAACAACAACAAUGCUUGCAAAGAAGUAACAUUUGAUCUGAAUUUGACUGCGAAGUUGCACAUCCCGGAAGAGAAGGAUCUCUUGCAGCAACUUCAGAGGCCGGUGGCGAUGACGGCGACAGCAGCAACAAAUAACAAUGUGGUAGUAGUAGCUCCUCAACCGGUUCGACCGGUUGGUUCCUCCAUAAGCGUUGGUUGCAUCAAUGAAGAUGCAACAAUGGCAAUUCAAGAUCAGAAUCUCAAGAGAAAACAAGAGGUUGAGGAUGAGGUUGAAACCGAGACAUUACCAGCAAUUAUAACAGACUCAAAAAACCGGGUUAGGAUGGUAAAUUCCUCAUACAAGGAACUAGUUGGUCAACCAGAAUGUCCAUGGCUUGAAUCCAUGGUAACAAGCAUUCAAUGCGGGUCAUCAGCAUCAUCAUCAACACCAUCAUCAUCACCAAGAUCAUCAUCUCCAAGAAGUAACAAGAGGAUAAGUGGUGAAGUAGCACUUCAAGUCUGUGAUGAUUCAAUUAAGAUACCAGAUUCAUCAUCAUCAAAUGGAUUCUCUUGCUGGGUUAGGAUUGAAUGGCAAAGCAGUGAAGAUCAGAGGAAGAAGUUUUGUGUGAAUGCUUUCUGUGAUGUUACCAAGUUGUGUUGUGAAUCGAGGGAUUAUGUGUUCUCGUGGAGGUUCCACACGCGCACCAGAGAAGCUUCUCAAUCUAGUUGCAAUCUUUAAGAAAUCUGCAUGUUUUUAUUUUAAUUUCUUCUUAGAUUAUAUAGUUCUAGUAGUAGUGUGAAACCUUAGCUUUGUUCUUAUUAUUAUCUAUAUAUUAUAC